This is a messenger RNA of Helianthus annuus (common sunflower), 3750 nucleotides long. RefSeq names its product FT-interacting protein 7. Lineage: Eukaryota; Viridiplantae; Streptophyta; Magnoliopsida; Asterales; Asteraceae. The transcript is spliced from 2 exons. Bases 771 to 3704 code for a protein of 977 amino acids. The record is from RefSeq and is a predicted model, not a curated record.
AUCUAAAGAAUCAGCCAAUAUUAUCCAAGAAUCUUAAAGUAAGUGUCUUUUUGUAUGAAUUCUAAAUUCUAAAUGCUUUUUAUUAUGAUUUACUUUCUGUAAAUUUGUCUUAUGAGGAGAUAAUACCACUGUUCUUUACCUCUAGAUCUUAUUCAUGUGGUGUUGGGAACAGUCAAACUGUCAUGUGUCCUAAGCUUAAUUUUAGGGCCCCUUUACUUUAACUUUCAAUCAUUGUUGUAUAAUGCAUGUACUUCUUCUUAGAUCUUAUAUAAUAUAUAAUAAUAUUAUAUAAAAUAUUAUAAUAUUUGAUUGAAUUAAUAAACAAUUAAUAAUUAGUCUAAAGUUCAUGGAUCUGUCUUGAAGUUAGAUUAGCAUAGUACACUGUUUAAAAGUCUUUAACUUUUUCUUAAAGAAGCAUAGAUCUCUACAUUUAGAAGAUCAGAAGUUACCCAUGGCAUUAUAGCCUACUGGUAUCUUAGGGGUAUCCGGGUUCGAUUCCUAUAAAGGGGGUUUUCCCAGAUUUAUUUAUUGGGUUUCCUCCUGAAUUGGUGUAUAGGCAUUAUUGCCUAGUGGAGAUGGAUAUGAUCGGGUGGUUCUGCUGGUGGCACGAUAAUACUCCAGUGGUCCGUCAGUGAUCCAAAUUUGCCGUUCAAAAAAAAAAAAAAGAAGAUCAGAAGUUUUGUAGAAAAAGAAAAAAAACAAGAUCGAUUUCAGUUCGAAAAAGGUUAAGUUGUAUCGUACCGUUAUCUAUAGUUCAUCAGAACGCAAAUAUGAACCUUAAGCUCGGGGUAGAUGUAGCAGGGGCCCACAACCUUCUUCCGAAAGAUGGUCAUGGUUCAUCGAGUGCAUAUGUCGAGCUCUACUUUGAUGGUCAAAAGUACCGCACAACGGUCAAAGAGAAAGAUCUGGACCCCGUUUGGGACGAGAGUUUCUACUUCAACAUUUCCGACCCAUCCAUCCUCCCAAGUCUCACACUUGACGCCUUUGUGUACAACAACGUCAAAGGUACAAAUUCGAGGUCGUUUUUGGGUAAAGUUUCCAUAACGGGAACUUCAUUUGUCCCGUAUUCAGAUGCUGUUGUCUUGCACUAUCCUUUAGAGAAACGUGGAAUCUUUUCGCGUGUAAGAGGAGAGCUCGGGCUUAAAGUUUAUAUAACCGAUGACCCAACAAUAAAGUCUUCCGACCCGGUUGUUAACACGGCCGUUAAAAAAAGUGAACAGAGGCAUACUUUCCACCAUCUCCCACACCAGACGCAGGCUCCAGCCAACACUGCGGUUCCGGCAGCCCCACCGCCAAUGAUGCGAUACGGGUACGAGCAGAUAAAACCCAACCCGCCACCUCCGCCUCCAAAGCUUGUUAGAAUGUACUCGGAGUCUUCGUCGCAGCCCGUAGAUUACGCGCUUAAGGAGACGAGCCCGUAUCUAGGAGGCGGGAGGGUUGUUGGUGGGCGGGUUAUCCAUACCGAUAAAGCUUCUUCGACUUAUGAUCUUGUUGAAAAGAUGCAUUUCUUGUUUGUUCGGGUUGUGAAGGCCCGUGAUCUUCCUUCAAUGGAUAUAACCGGAAGUCUUGACCCGUAUGUUGAGGUUAGGAUCGGGAACUAUAAAGGUGUUACGAAGCAUAUCGAGAAAAACCAAAACCCGAUGUGGAAUAUUGUUUUCGCGUUCUCGAGGGAGAGGAUGCAAGCGUCUGUACUUGAAGUAGUGGUCAAAGAUAAAGAUCUGGUCAAAGAUGAUUUUGUUGGGUUCGUUAGGUUUGACCUCAACGAGGUUCCGUUGCGGGUCCCACCCGAUAGCCCGCUAGCACCGCAAUGGUACCGGCUCGAGGACAAGAAGGGUGAGCGGAUAAAGAGUGAACUCAUGUUGGCGGUCUGGAUCGGGACCCAAGCCGAUGAAGCGUUUCCUGACGCGUGGCACUCAGAUGCAGCCACACCGGUUGACAGUUCGGGUGCGGCAUCGGUUCUGAUACGGUCAAAAGUCUAUCAAGCACCGAGACUAUGGUAUGUUCGAGUCAAUGUGGUUGAGGCUCAGGACUUGGUUCCAAUGGAUAAGACUCGGUUCCCUGAGACGUAUGUGAAAGCUCACAUCGGGAACCAGGUUAUGAAGACGAAAACAGUCCAGGCCCGUUCGCUUAACCCGUUAUGGAACGAGGACCUGCUGUUUGUUGCUGCUGAGCCUUUUGAGGACCAUCUGAUUCUCACGGUUGAGGACCGUGUGGGUCCCGGGAAGGAUGAGAUUCUUGGGAGAGUGAUUAUACCUUUAAGCAUGAUUGAAAAACGGGCUGAUGAUCGGAUCAUCCAUUCUCGAUGGUUUAAUUUGGAAAAGCCCGUUGCUGUCGAUGUCGACCAGCUGAAAAAAGACAAGUUUUCUAUGAGAAUUCAUCUCAGGCUCUGUCUUGACGGUGGUUACCAUGUUCUUGACGAGUCAACUCACUAUAGUAGCGAUCUUCGACCAACUGCCAAACAGCUUUGGAAGCCGACAAUCGGGGUUUUGGAGCUCGGGAUUCUAAACGCUGUCGGGCUGCACCCGAUGAAAACCCGAGAUGGAAGAGGGACGUCUGAUACUUAUUGUGUCGCAAAAUACGGCCAUAAAUGGGUCAGGACCCGAACUAUAGUCGACAACCUGUGUCCAAAGUAUAACGAGCAGUAUACGUGGGAGGUUUUCGACACUGCCACGGUUCUCACCGUCGGUGUUUUCGAUAACAGUCAGCUCGGCGACAAGGGUUCCAACAAUAAAGAUUUAAGGGUCGGGAAAGUCAGGAUCCGUAUUUCGACCCUUGAAGCGGGUCGGGUUUAUACUCAUUCAUACCCGUUGCUCGUGUUAAACCCGAACGGAGUCAAGAAAAUGGGCGAGGUCCAUUUAGCGAUCUGUACCAACUUUGUCAACAUGUUGUACACUUAUUCACGCCCGUUGCUACCGAAAAUGCACUAUGUUCGCCCGUUUAGUGUCAUGCAACUCGACAUGUUACGCCACCAGGCGGUCCAGAUAGUGGCGGCUCGGCUUGGUCGUGCUGAGCCGCCACUACGGAAAGAGGUGGUGGAGUACAUGUCGGAUGUGGACUCGCACCUCUGGAGUAUGCGCCGGAGCAAAGCUAACUUUUUCCGGCUAAUGAUGAUUUUCGCACCGGUGUUCGCGGUGUCAAAGUGGUUCAACGACAUCUGUAUGUGGCGGAACCCGAUCACCACCGUCCUCGUUCACGUCCUCUUCAUCAUGCUCGUUUGCUUCCCGGAGCUGAUACUUCCAACCGUGUUCCUAUACAUGUUCUUGAUCGGCAUUUGGAACUUCCGGUACCGCCCACGUUACCCACCGCACAUGAACACAAAGAUUUCACAAGCCGAAGGGGUGCACCCUGACGAGCUCGACGAAGAAUUCGACACAUUCCCGACUAGCCGAAACCCGGACUUGGUCCGAAUGAGGUAUGACCGUUUGCGAAGCGUGGCUGGGAGAAUACAGACAGUGGUUGGGGACAUUGCGACGCAAGGGGAACGGAUGCAGUCGUUGCUGAGCUGGAGGGACCCGCGAGCGACUGCUAUAUUCGUGACGUUUUGUUUAGUUGCUGCGAUUGUGUUGUAUGUUACACCGUUUCAGGCGAUUGCGGGUCUGAUCGGGCUGUACAUGAUGAGGCAUCCGAGGUUUCGCCAUCGUUUGCCGUCUGUGCCGAUUAACUUCUUUAGAAGGUUGCCGGCUAGGACGGAUAGCAUGCUGUGAGUGAGGAAUGUUUCGUAGUUUACAAAUAAGAUAUGUUUUUUUCUUA